UCAUGUGAGAGCUUUUCAGACACGGUCACAGAUUUAACCUCUGAUAGAAACGGUCAUCAGAGUGUUUAAAGCUUGCUGAUACAUCUAAUGUGGUUUUAUUGUGCUUUGUGGGCACUUCAAAACUAUUUUGUGGCCAAAGCCAUCCCUAGGAGUCACAGACAGAGGAGGUUCAUCCCUCCAGCUCACACUGGCUCGGGCCAGCCCUCAGCCCCAAGGCUGAGGAAAGCUUCAAUUGAAACAGCUGCCUAAGAAGGGAGCUCCUUGAGGGAGCUUGAAAGGAAAAAAGGACGGACAAUGGAUCUGCAGAGGGGUGCUGCGCUCCACAGAAGCAGCUGAAGGAGUUCCAACGAGAUUUGAGAGUUUGAUUACAAGCUGGUGAUACUCCUGUUGCAAGGUAUGGCCUCACAAGUCUUGGUCUAUCCACCAUAUGUUUAUCAAACCCAGUCAAGUGCCUUUUGUAGUGUGAAGAAACUCAAACUAGAACCAAGCAGUUGCGUGUACCACGAAAGAACCUACCCGCAAAUCUAUGUGAAUGGUAAAAACUUUGGAAUUUCUCCCCACAGGGUUAGUACUUUCUUUCAGACUAAAAACCCAUUUGAUAGACCUCGAGGACAGAGCUUUUGGUUGCAGUCAAAUGCCGUUGCUUUAAAAAAUACCGCAGGUGCUACAAAAGCGUUGGCAGCGUGGGCGCAGCAGCCGCAGCCGGAGGCGGCCGGGACGCAGGGAAGCCGCGGGGAUCUCCUGGAGGGAGCCCAGCGAUGCGGGCUGAAGCGUAAGAGCGAGGAGCUGGAGAACCAGAGCAGCGCCAUGCAGAUCGUUGACGAGCUGUCCAUCCUGCCGGCCAUGCUGCAGAGCGGCGUGGCCAACCCGGUGACGGUGGUGGCCACGGCCGCCGCCUCCAAGCAGGGCGGCACCGGCGGCGACGGGGAUUACCAGCUGGUGCAGCACGAGGUGCUGUGCUCCGUGAAAAACACCUACGAGGUUCUCGACUUCCUGGGACGAGGGACCUUUGGGCAAGUGGUCAAGUGCUGGAAAAGGGGGACGAACGAGAUCGUGGCAAUCAAAAUCUUGAAGAAUCACCCUUCGUACGUGCGCCAAGGGCAGAUAGAAGUGAGCAUCUUAGCGAGGCUGAGCACUGAGAAUGCUGAUGAGUUUAACUUUGUGAGAGCCUACGAAUGCUUUCAGCAUCGUAACCACACCUGUCUGGUUUUUGAGAUGUUGGAACAGAACUUGUACGACUUCCUGAAACAAAACAAAUUCAGCCCUCUGCAACUGAAAGUAAUAAGGCCUAUUCUGCAACAGGUGGCCACUGCACUGAAAAAACUCAAAAGUCUGGGUUUAAUCCAUGCUGACCUCAAACCAGAGAACAUUAUGUUGGUGGAUCCUGUUCGGCAGCCUUACCGGGUCAAAGUCAUAGACUUUGGGUCUGCCAGCCAUGUAUCAAAGACUAUUUGUUCAACUUAUUUACAAUCUCGGUAUUACAGAGCACCAGAGAUCAUACUGGGAUUGCCGUUUUGUGAAGCCAUAGACAUGUGGUCGUUAGGGUGUGUGAUUGCAGAGCUCUUUCUUGGAUGGCCACUGUACCCAGGAGCACUGGAAUAUGACCAGAUUCGUUAUAUUUCACAGACUCAAGGUUUGCCAGGAGAGCAGUUGUUAAGCAUGGGAACGAAAACUGCAAGAUUUUUCUGUAGAGAAACAGAUGCACCAUAUUCUAGUUGGAGAUUAAAGACAUUGGAAGAACACGAGGCAGAAACAGGUAUGAAGUCUAAAGAGGCCAGAAAGUAUAUUUUCAACAGUUUGGAUGAUAUAGUGCACGUGAACAUGGUGAUGGAUUUGGAAGGAAGUGACCUGUUGGCAGAGAAGGCAGAUAGGAGGGAAUUCGUCAGUCUGUUGAAGAAAAUGUUGCUUAUCGAUGCUGAUUUAAGAAUCACUCCAGCUGAGACCCUGAACCAUUCUUUUGUUACCAUGAAGCACCUCCUUGAUUUUCCUCAUAGCAACCAAGUGAAGUCCUGCUUUCAUAUCAUGGAUAUUUGCAAAUGCCGAUCAAACCUGUAUGACUUAAGCAAUUGCAAUAAAACAUCACUCAUGAGAUCAGUUGCCUCAGGCAGUGCAGCCAACCUGACUGCAAGCUUUUCCAAAAUUGGUCCAGUGAGAAGUCAGGCAUUAACUGCAUCUGCCCACUCAGUUCUGCACCAAGGGAUUCCGCUGCAGGCAGGAACUGCUCAGUUUGGUUGCAGUGAUGUUUUCCAGCAAGCAUUGAUUAUAUGUCCUCCAGCUAUUCAAGGAAUUCCUACAAGCCACAGCAAACCCACCAGUUUCUCCCUGCGGGUGGAUAAUGCAGUCCCACUGGUGACCCAAGCCCACGCCAUUCAGCCACUACAGAUUCGCGCAGGAAUCCUUUCUCAGCAGGCGUGGUCCAACCAGACGCAGCAGAUCCUGGUUCCUGCAUGGCAGCAGGUGGCACCAGUGGCAGCUCCACCAACAUCUCUGCCCUCUGAUCCUGUGGCUGGCCCACAGAGGCUUGGAGAUUGGGGGAAGAUGAUUACCCAGGGCACCCACUACAGCUCAAUGAUACCACAGCCUCUUUUAACACAUCAGAUAACCUUGUCUGCCCCUCAGCCAAUUAGUGUGGGCAUUGCACACGUUGUCUGGCCUCAGCCUGCAGCUACCAAGAGGAACAAACUGUGCCAGAACAGGAGCAACAUGCUACAAAACACCAACAUCCAAAACUCAGCCUUUAUCUCUCCAAAGAUCCUCAACCUGAAGGCUGUCAAGAGGAUAAGCUGUAUAGAAGCACAGGACAAUCUGAACUCGGAGGGGCAGGAGGCCUCUCUGGGGCUGGCCCCUGAGCCCCCUGUCCCCAGCAGCCCCCGCCAGGCGCUGUUCCUGGGCAGCUCCCCCAGCCCCGUCAGCGUCAUCACCAUCAGCAGCGACACCGACGAGGACGACGUGAGGCACUCGCUGAGGGAGUGCAAGGGGAGCCUGGAGUGUGAAGCCUGCCAGAACACCCUGAACAUGGACCGUGUGUGCUCCCUGAGCAGCCCCGACAGCACGCUCAGCACCAGCUCCUCCGAGCACUCCAGCCCCUCUCCUUGCAAGAGAUCCAACAGCAUGUCAGAUGAUGAACAGGAAAGUGGAUGUGAUACAGUGGAUGGUUCCCCAAGCUCAGACUCCUCAGGACACGACAGCCCCUUUGUGGAAAAUGGCUUUGUAGACAAUAACAAUAAAAAUAAGGAAGCAAGAGCCUCAGUUAACCCUGAAACCAAAUCAACUGUUUGCACAGUAGUGGUACCACCCAUGAGACUUGAAAACAGGUUACAUCUUGAGGAACAGAUGGUGAAUACAGAUGCUCCGUGCCAGCCACUGAGGAAGGGUCGCUCUGUCCUGGGGAGAUUAAACCAGUCUUGUGUGGUGGGGAGCCGUCAGCAGAAAGUGGCAUCAGCAUUCCAUCAGCACCAUGGCAACUUCAGCCAGGUCCAGCACUUCUCCUCGGGGCCUCAGGAGUGGAACAACGGCAACUUCGCCCCGCGCCGCCCGCAGCAGCCCCAGCAGCAGCAGCAGCAGCCUUUCCUGGUGGGCACCGUGGCCAGCCACGCCUUCUCCCUGCCCCAGGGCAGCCCCAGCCACCUGCCAGGCAGCUCCCACCUGGCUGGGCAGCCCACCUUGCUGCCCUACGCCUCCCCGGCGCCCGUGGCGCACCUGCUGGCCUCGCCCUGCGCGUCGCGGGCGCUGCUGCAGCACCCGCCCUACGGGCUGAGCCACCCGGGCAACGGCAUCGUGCACCAGGUGCCCGUGGGCAUCAACCCCCGCCUGCUGCCCUCGCCCAGCCUGCAGCAGACUCAGUACAAAGCCCUCUUCCCGCCCCACUCGUACGUGGCCGCCUCGCCCGCCGCCUACGCCGCCUUCCCGCUGAGCCCCAGCAAGCUCGGCCAGUACCCCUUCAUGUGAGAGCUCGCCCCUGCUCAGGAGCUCUGGCCGGAGAAGGAACGUGGUGUUUGUUACGUAUUUAGCCAUGGCACAACAGGAAAAUUAUUUUUUUGAAUCAUGUAGACUUGGGUGCAAUUUAAACAACUCUGAGCUUUAAAAAAAAAACAAAAAAAAAAAAAACAAAACAAAAAACAAACUCACUUUUAAUGUGUUUUGCACAUUUGGUAUAACUUGUCUUUGGUCAUGUUAUCUUCUUAUAUAGUAACUUUAGACAGGUGACUUAUGGGAGCAGAAAUCUGGUUUUGCUCCUGCUAUUUUUUAUAAAAUUGCCUUCUAACUAGUGCAAGACACGUCUACAUUUGGGAAGCCAUUCAGUGUACAGAACUAGAGCAACAGAUGCACAUGUGUCAGCAGUACAGGUGUGGAAGUAAACUCGUUUGUGUUGCGUAUCUUGGUGUUUAAAUGUUGAGUCACUUAUCUAAAAGUUGAGCUGUUGUUCUUCACAUUGCAUGUGUCUUUUGCAUGGGCAAAGAAAAGGCCUAAACAUUGCUCUUAAAUGUUGUUGUCCUAAUAAUCUCAGCUGCAUUGUAAACUGUUCCCACACAUAGUGCCUUAAAUAUUUGAGGUUGUUAAUGUUAUUACUUAUAUAUAAAUGUUGAGGACUGCAGCACUUAAAAAUUCAGAUCUGCUGAUUUUUUGAUAGCGUAAUGCUCAUUUUGGGUUUUGUGUGGUAUUAUUUUAGUAUUGGGUGUAUUUUCCUGAUUGAGAAGGCAGCAUGUUUUGCUGUAGCUGAAUUUUGCUGUCUUUUUUUUCCCCCCCAGAAUGAUCUAGCUUCAAGACAGGACUUUAGUAGUGCUUAAGGAAAGUUGAUUCAGUAGCUAUUGAGUAGAAACAUGCAAGACAGUAUUUCAUACUGGUAAAUGGAACUGCAAUACGACCUAAGUAGUUUAUUUUAAAAGUGUUUGUCUAAUUGGACAUAAUAAAAUGUUUAGAGGUGAGGUAGGCAUGACUGACUAGCUAAUGAAAGGAGAAGCCAAGUGCUCGUUGAUCCAUGAUGUGGUUUCAUCUUAGCUUGAGCAAACCAUGCAGUAUUUAAUAACUAGUAGCAGAAUAUUUACUGUUGAAGCUUGAAAAAGAUGUGAGUUCUUUGUGUGCAAUCUUUCAUUUAUGCAUGGGAGAGAUUUUAGUCUUUUUACAUGAAUAGUAUUUGUUUUAGCCUGUUGUGGGUGUUUGCUUAUUUAAUACAUUCCGUCAGGGACGUAAAUUACAUGCUUUUUGCAUUAUUAUUAUUAUUAUUUUUUUUCUCUCCUUAGGAAGUGUGUCUUUUCGUUUUUUGUUUUGUUCAAAUGAAGUUGCUUUUGCAGCACCAAAGACUUAAUCAUCCAUUUCCUAUAAAAGGUAGCUACUUUUUCAUAGACCUCAAGUAUACUGUAGUGUAGAGAUGGGAUUUAUGGAAGGUAUUAAGCUGAGGCUGUGUUUUAGCUUAUGGGCAAGUAAUAAAUUGUAUCAUUUAUCUUGAAUGUAUCAUAGAUAAGCUGCUAUAUAAUGAUUGCCACUUCAGAUAGCUGUGAAAUUAGGUGAUUAACUAGUUCUUUCUUAGCCUUCUAAUUUCUGUACAAGUCUAAUUACAUGAAAUAGAAGCUGGGGUUUGGGUUUGGUUUAUUUUAUUUUUUUUUAAUUUUUAUUUUGUUUUCAUGUUUGAAGUGUCGUAACUACUAUACUGUAAAUGAUGGAAGAUGAUUGCAUAUGUUUUUUUGGGGUGUGUUAUUUGCAUCAGUAUUUUAUCUCCAUUAACUUUGAGCUCAUCACUGCAUAUAAGUGGAUGUAUUAAUGUAACUUAAUUUUUUUAUGUUUUCAUAUUGGCAUUGUGUAGACACUUAAGAAGCUGCAUCUUGCAGGCUUGACUUAACUUUUUUUAAAACAAAAUCUGGAAUACAAUCCUUGCAAUGUUGACUGGAAUAAGAGUGCAAAGCAUUUGAGUUUAACUCUGUCAAUAAGCUAAUAACUGGUAAUCUUUUUCUUUACUCCACUAACACAAGCAGUGUUUUAUUUAAUGAAUGUCUGAAUGAAAUAAAUGUGCCUACAUUUGAUUUAUUUUUUAAGUAAUAACUAAAAUACAACAGUAUUAGAACAAAAAAAAAAAAAGAGAAAAUACCAGCAGUACAUUUUUAAUCACACUGAAAAUUAAGAAACGUAAUUUUUCCCAAAACUUUCAAUGUUUUUAGUAAUCAACUCUAUGCAUUUUGUACAAGUGUGUGUGUAUAUAAAGUAUACAUUAGCAACUUAGGAGUAUCCUGAUGAAUUUGAAAUCUUACCAACAUGUACGUAAAGCCUAAACAUGGGGAGUCAAAUUGGAUGUCCACCUUUACCACUUCAAACUCGUGCUGUUUUUCUGUUCACUCCCUCUUUUUGGUGCUCACUCCAUUGCAGGCAAUGGAUGCACCAAGAACCACCAAUGCAAGCAGAGCACAUUGAUUUUUGUAUCCUGGUAACAAAAACCAAACAAACAACAAAAAAACCCCCUGCUUUUUCUUUUUUUUUUUCUUUUUUUUUUUUUUUCCUGGGGCCACGGGGAUCAUCAUGGGUCUGAUGUAUUUUCUGUCCUUUCUUUUUACUGUGCUUGAGGUUUGGUGCUUGUUGAAUUGACACGGUCCUCUGUGUAUCACCCCCACAGUGUCCUGCCCUCUGCAGGGAAGGGUUGCUGGAAAUGCUCCCCCAAAUUAGAUCUGCUGCUCUUUCUUUGUAUUGUAAUCUUAGAAAUGUCUGCAUUUCAAAGAAUGAAAUAUUUUGGGGGGAUCCUGUCACAGCCUAAAUUCAACACCCCAGGUGACUUUCCCCCCUCCUCCCGCAAUGUACUCUGAGAGAACAGACUCUUGUCACUGCAAGUGUCUGGGGCCCAUCUGCAGAAAAAAAUAAAAGCUUUCAGGGUGAGGGUCUUUUCUGUGAAAAAAGUCAUCCUCUGAGAAGCGUUUUUACACAAUACCGUUUUAAUGCCUUUUUUAAAUAAAACACUGCAUGACUAUGGAAUUGCAUAUCUGCAUAUUACUUUAAUUUGCAAGGUUUUAUAUGAUGAAUUUCUUGUGUUCAGUUUUUAACUUCAGGGUGUUUUAUUGGUCAAAUAUGCUACUGUAUUAACUCCUCUUUUUUUUGUUUUAAUUUUUAAAUUUUCUGUUUUUACUGCUAAUUAAUGUGGUUUGUGUUAAGUAAAAGUUAAAUCACACUGCAAGCUGUAGGAAGACUUGUUCUAGAAACACCCAGUGAUAGAGACUUGAUUAAUGAGGUUGAACUGUUACUGUUUAACAAUUUGUAGACUUGUGGCUUUUUUUUUGCUUUGGAUUUCUCUGCUACACUAGUUGGCCAUGUAGCAAUUGCACUGUGCAAUAUUACAAUAUGAGGACUGGGAAAAUUUUUUAUGGAUGUAAUGUCUCUUACAGUUUGCGAUAGUAUUUCUUUCUAGUUCUCAGUGAUUUAAAUGUGACCAAGCCUUCUGUACUUUGUCACAAAAAGCGGGUUUUCCAGGUGACUAUUUUGGUGAGUGUCAAAAUAAGAAUUUAUGGUGUAUUACUGUCAAGAUUCACUUUGAAUUAAAAUAUAUAUUGCAGCAGA
Molecule: messenger RNA, 7533 nt
Organism: Zonotrichia leucophrys gambelii
Lineage: Eukaryota; Metazoa; Chordata; Aves; Passeriformes; Passerellidae
Gene: HIPK3
Product: homeodomain interacting protein kinase 3
Exons: 16
Coding region: 397-3948 (1183 amino acids)
Biological process (GO): peptidyl-serine phosphorylation; peptidyl-threonine phosphorylation
Cellular component (GO): cytoplasm; PML body; nucleus
Molecular function (GO): ATP binding; protein serine/threonine kinase activity; protein tyrosine kinase activity
Source: RefSeq, a predicted model, not a curated record